AAAGCCUUCCUCUCCAUAAUUGUCCAUAAAGCAGAAAUCGAAGUUUCUUUCUACCUAACAUGGAUGUUUUCUAUUUUGUUGCUCUUAUUUUCAUGUUGAGCUUCCAUAUUCAUUUUACUCGAGGAAGUGUACUGAACCCCACCACUGAGAAAACUGAGACAAACAGUUUUCAAACAUACAUUAUCCAUGUGAGAAAGUCAGAGAGUAAGAUAUUCACGCAGUCAGAAGAUUUGAUGAACUGGCACAACUCAUUCAUGCCGCCACCUGCCACUACGACGAGCACUAAGGAACAGCCAAGAAAAAUGCUUUAUUCGUACCGGAAUGUGCUGAGUGGUUUUGCUGCAAGACUCACUGAAGAGGAGCUGAGAGAGGUGGAAAAGAAGGAUGGUUUUAUCUCAGCUCAUCCACAAAGGAUACUCCAUCGUCAAACGACGCAUACCCCAGAAUUCUUGGGGCUGCAGCAACAAAUUGGACUGUGGAAACAAUCAAAUCUCGGCAAGGGGGUUAUUAUUGGGGUGGUGGACUCUGGCAUCACACCUAAUCAUCCUUCGUUCAAUGAUGCAGGAAUGCCGCCCCCACCUCCGAAAUGGAAAGGGAAAUGCGAACUAAAUGGAACAGCUUGUAACAACAAACUAAUUGGUGCAAGGACUUUCAACAUUGCAGCUACAGCAACGAAUGGAACUCAAAAUGUGCCACCUAUUGAUGAAGAUGGACAUGGGACUCACACAAGCAGCACUGCAGCUGGUGCCUUUGUGGAUUAUGCAGAAGUAUUGGGAAAUGCCAAAGGCACAGCUACAGGGAUGGCUCCUUUGGCUCACGUGGCAAUGUAUAGAGUAUGCUUCGGAGAUCCCUGCCCCGAGGCUGAUAUACUGGCAGCAUUAGAUGCAGCCGUGGAGGAUGGGGUCGAUAUAAUAUCAAUAUCUCUUGGCCUAAGCGAGCCACCUCCAUUUUACAAUGAUAGCACUGCAAUAGGUGCAUUUGCAGCAAUUCAGAAAGGAAUAUUUGUAAGUUGUGCAGGAGGAAAUCUUGGCCCCUCUAAUAGCACUAUAGUUAAUGGAGCCCCAUGGAUUCUCACUGUUGGAGCAAGCACUAUUGACAGAACCAUUGUAGCAACAGCGAAGCUUGGAAAUGGGGAAGAAUUUGAUGGUGAAUCUGUUUUCCAGCCUUCCAGUUUUCCUUCCACAUUGCUGCCCUUGGCAUAUGCUGGCAAGAAUGGCAACCAACAAUCUGCAUUAUGCGCUAACAGAUCCUUGAGUGACACUGACUUCAGAGGAAAAGUUGUUUUGUGCGAAAGAGGAGGAGGAAUAGCAAGAAUUGCAAAAGGGGAUGAAGUGAGAAGAGCUGGUGGGGCUGCCAUGAUUCUCAUGAAUGAUGAAAUCAGUGGCUUCAGUCUAUCAGCUGAUGUACAUGUGUUACCUGCAACACAUGUAAGCUAUGCUGCUGGAUUGAAGAUAAAAGGCUAUAUAAAUUCCACCGCGACACCUACAGCAACCAUUUUAUUUAAGGGAACUAUCAUCGGAAACUCCCUGGCUCCUGCUGUUACAUCCUUCUCAUCAAGAGGUCCGAAUUUGCCAAGUCCUGGUAUUUUGAAGCCAGAUAUCAUAGGGCCAGGCAGUAGCAUAUUAGCUGCCUGGCCAUUCCCCCUCGACAACAGCACUGAUUCUAAAUCCACCUUCAACAUUAUGUCCGGCACAUCAAUGGCAUGCCCACAUCUCAGCGGAAUUGCUGCUUUGCUAAAAAGCUCUCAUCCUGACUGGUCACCAGCAGCCAUUAAAUCUGCCAUAAUGACUUCUGCAGACACGCUAAAUUUAGAACACACACCCAUCGUUGAUGAGAGAAAUCAACCUGCAGACCUCUUUGCCACAGGUUCCGGCCAUGUGAAUCCAUCGAGAGCAAAUGAUCCAGGACUAGUUUAUGAUAUUGAACCUGAUGAUUAUAUACCUUAUCUUUGUGGUUUAGGCUACAGUAAUAGGGAAAUUGGGUACCUUGCACAGAGAACAAUUAAGUGCUCUGAAACAUCAAGCAUUCCUGAAGCACAACUCAAUUAUCCCUCAUUUUCUAUUGCACUUGGUUCCUCGCAGACAUUCACAAGGACUGUGACAAAUGUUGGUGAGGCCUAUUCAUCUUAUGAUGUCAUGGUUACAGCACCAGAAGGGGUUUCUGUGACAAUCCAGCCAAAUAAACUUAACUUUUCGGAAAUAAACCAAAAAGAGACAUAUUCAGUGGCAUUCAGCCGUAUAGAUUCAGCUAAUAAGACAGCAGAUUAUGCUCAAGGGUCACUAGCAUGGGUCUCUGCCAAACACAUUGUAAGAAGCCCUAUCUUGGUAAAGUUUGUAUAACAUAGAAUCAAGUGAAUUAGUAAUAGUAACAAGUUGCACUACCAAAGUCCAGACAAUCAGUUCCAUUGUCAGAAACUAGCUAGUACAUGUAAUAAGUGCAAAGAAAAGCUGAAAUCCUACAAUUUCACUAUCUUUGUUUCUAUUUUCACUCCAUUAAUGUGAUGCAUAAUCAAAAUUUAACUAUAUCACCAU
Molecule: messenger RNA, 2531 nt
Organism: Arachis stenosperma
Lineage: Eukaryota; Viridiplantae; Streptophyta; Magnoliopsida; Fabales; Fabaceae
Product: subtilisin-like protease 4
Exons: 1
Coding region: 60-2339 (759 amino acids)
Biological process (GO): proteolysis
Molecular function (GO): serine-type endopeptidase activity
Source: RefSeq, a predicted model, not a curated record